Metarhizium brunneum ARSEF 3297 is the source of this 837-nucleotide messenger RNA. It is a transcript of the gene novR, whose product is annotated as Decarboxylase NovR. Gene Ontology annotation, molecular function: actin filament binding. NCBI's taxonomy places the organism in Eukaryota, Fungi, Ascomycota, Sordariomycetes, Hypocreales, Clavicipitaceae. Gene Ontology annotation, cellular component: cytoskeleton. The record is from RefSeq and is a predicted model, not a curated record.
AUGGCUCCAAGUGCAACAACUGCUCCUGUUAAGGCCGCUGCGCCGGCUCCCAAAAUCGGCAGCGAGCCCUUGCGGCCAAAGGAAUACUUUGACAAGCGUUCGGCAGAAGAGAUGAAGAAGAACCUCAAGAUUCCAGAGCGGACCUUGCAGGAGAUGAUGGCCUGUGCAUGCAGAAUAAUCUCCAGCAAACAGGAAGACGCGGGCAUGACUGGCCAGAUUAGUGCGCGUUCUGAGAAAGGCGACGGGUUCUACUGGACUCUACGCUUCGGCGUCGGCUGGGACGAGGCCAACCCAGAGGAUAUGAUUGAGGUUGAUGGCGAUCUUAACACCGUGACGGGCGACGGCAUGGCUAACCCAGCCACCCGCUUCCACCUUUGGGUCUACUCAGGUAGACCAGAUGUCCACAGCAUUAUCCACACUCAUUCUCCUUGGGUUCAGGCGCUGGCAGCCGCCGAGCAGCCUCUUGUUGUCUCUCAGAUGGAUAUGACGCCUUUCUACAAUAACUGCGCAUUCCUCGGCAAGUGGCCGGGCCUGCCCAUUGCCGACGAUGAGGGUGUCAUCAUCACAGCGGCCCUGGCCGACAAGAACUCCAUUAUCCUCGCCAACCACGGCAUGCUCACGGCCGGGAAGAACGUGCGCGCAUCUACAUACCUAGCAGUUUUAUUGGAGCGUGCGUGUCGUAUUCAGCUGCGGGCAGCUGCUUAUGGUCCUCCUAGGCCUGUCAACGGAGCUCUUGCUAAGGAGGCUGGUGCUUACCUUCUGCGAGAUAACAUCGUCAACUCUUCCUUUGAAUACUGGUACCGACAGAGCAAGGGAUUUGCCCCUAUGUCUAUAUAG